CUACUCUGCCGGCCGAUUUUGCCUACAGGUUCGGACGGCCAUGAAGUCGCUGCUGGUUCUGCUGUUCCUGUGUCCCGUCGUGUACCAGUGCCGCGCCGAGGGUCCCAAGUCGGCGUCGGCCCCUCCGCAGGGCACCUCGGCAUCCUUCCGGCAACAGCCGCAGCAGUCCCCGACGCAGUUCGCGGGCUACCCACUCAACUCCGUGUACGGCCUCACGUACCAGGGCAGCUACCCGCAGCUCGCCUCGUACCUGCAGAGGCCCAACGGUCGGCCCUCGCUGGGUUCCCGCCUCCGCAACUUCAUGAACUCGCUGUUCUUCCGGAGGAACCAGCAGGCGGGCGGCUUUUACUCGCCGCUGCCGGUGUUCAGCUACAAGCCGCCGGCCAACAAGCCGGACCUGGUGCAGUCCAAGCCGGUUCUGUACUCGGCGUCGACGGCCAACCACAAGAUCCACUUCCCGGGCUUCCAGGGCACCAAGAACUACAAGGACACGCUGACGGCGGCCAGCUCGUACGCGCUGCCGCACGCCUACCUGUCGGGAUACACCGGCAAGGUGUACAACAACCUGUACGGCACAAACGGUUCUCAUCUCAAGUCGUACGGGAGUAAGGGCUUCAACACGGGCUUCAAGGCCUAG
Messenger RNA from Ixodes scapularis (black-legged tick), 637 nucleotides. RefSeq lists its product as uncharacterized. Lineage: Eukaryota; Metazoa; Arthropoda; Arachnida; Ixodida; Ixodidae. The coding region runs from base 41 to 637 and encodes 198 amino acids. The record is from RefSeq and is a predicted model, not a curated record. The transcript is spliced from 2 exons.